Pollicipes pollicipes is the source of this 408-nucleotide messenger RNA. Its product is annotated as sushi, von Willebrand factor type A, EGF and pentraxin domain-containing protein 1-like. The record is from RefSeq and is a predicted model, not a curated record. Bases 1 to 408 code for a protein of 135 amino acids. NCBI's taxonomy places the organism in Eukaryota, Metazoa, Arthropoda, Thecostraca, Pollicipedomorpha, Pollicipedidae. The transcript has 6 exons.
AUGUCCCAGUUACACGGCACUCAGGUGGCGCUGCGGCUGGGCGCCACCGUCUCGCCGUUCGUGGUGGACCUGGUGAGCGAGCUGCGGGGCCAGCGCACCGUCGGCCGUGUUCGGGAACGACUAUCGGGAGACUGCAACGGCCAUGGGCGCGCCUCGUUCGGCCGGUGCCGCUGCGACCGCCGCUCCUAUGGCGAACGCUGCCAAUUCUCGAAUGAAUGUGAGCAAGACUCACAUUGCGGGACGUACGGCAAAUGCAUAGACCUCGCUGCUACCACCUACCCGAAGAAGCAGUGCUUCUGCAGGCUGGGCUUCUUUGGAAAGGAUUGCGCUCAGAGGAACCCGGCGGGCAUGCGCAAGAAGAUCACCAACUUCGGCCUGUACCAGAAGCGGGAGAUGUCCCGACAGUGA